Molecule: messenger RNA, 708 nt
Organism: Aspergillus tanneri
Lineage: Eukaryota; Fungi; Ascomycota; Eurotiomycetes; Eurotiales; Aspergillaceae
Gene: SVP26
Exons: 2
Coding region: 1-708 (235 amino acids)
Biological process (GO): endoplasmic reticulum to Golgi vesicle-mediated transport
Cellular component (GO): endoplasmic reticulum membrane; Golgi membrane; COPII-coated ER to Golgi transport vesicle
Molecular function (GO): COPII receptor activity
Source: RefSeq, a predicted model, not a curated record
AUGUGGAUCCUGCCGUUAGUCGGAUAUCUGGGAGUUAUUGUAGGAUUCUCAUUCUUGACUCUGGCCAUAGCUUCGGGACUCUACUACUUGUCUGAGCUUGUAGAGGAGCAUACUGUCCUCGCCCGUCGGCUAUUGACCAGGUUGAUAUAUAGCAUUGUCUUCAUUCAGAUCCUUCUCUUCCUAUUUGAUCGAUUCCCGCUUUCGUUGUCGGUCCUUAGCAUCGGCUCGCAUAUGGUUUAUGCAAGUAAUUUGCGUCGCUUUCCGAUUGUUAAACUCUCGGACCCCCUUUUCAUUAUGUCUUGCAUCCUAGUUGGUCUAAAUCACUGGCUCUGGUUCCGCCACUUUUCUAAACCGCUGCCUUCAUCACGAACUGCAAGCAGCUGGCGUAACCCGUAUCAAGCCAAUGUGGAUGAUAUGCCGACUUUCACUGAAGUUGCGUCUUACUUUGGGCUCUGUGUCUGGCUGGUGCCUUUCGCACUUUUUGUCAGCCUUAGUGCGGGUGAGAAUGUGCUGCCUAGCAUGGGCUCCGAGUAUGUCACAGGUGAACGCAUCUCGACUGUAGGAGUCAGCAGUACCGCUUUGUUACCAGAAGGGAGGAACAAGAAUAAAGGAAUGGCGAAGGCUCUGGUUGAUGGGGUCCGGGAUUGGGUCAAAGAGAAUGGUGAAUUAAUGGGAUUUUGGAGGGAAGAUCGCUCUAAAAGGUUCUAA